Molecule: messenger RNA, 1246 nt
Organism: Strongylocentrotus purpuratus (purple sea urchin)
Lineage: Eukaryota; Metazoa; Echinodermata; Echinoidea; Camarodonta; Strongylocentrotidae
Product: LIM homeobox 2
Exons: 3
Coding region: 467-1231 (254 amino acids)
Biological process (GO): neuron differentiation; regulation of transcription by RNA polymerase II
Cellular component (GO): nucleus
Molecular function (GO): RNA polymerase II transcription regulatory region sequence-specific DNA binding; DNA-binding transcription factor activity, RNA polymerase II-specific
Source: RefSeq, a predicted model, not a curated record
GCUGGUUCGCAAAGGAAGUACGUACUGACAGCUUCUGUAACCAUAAAACCACAACACGAAUACACUUCAGACUCCAUUUCAACACUGGAUUCAUAACCGAUAUGUUAGCUAUUCAUUGAGACUUAACGGCGUUACCUACAGUAUUCGUGAAUUUCUGUUUUCAUCAUUUCGCAUUCUCGGAUUUCUCUGGGACGCAUCGACGCUGAUGCUACACUGCAUACUUAAAAAGGAUAUCGUGUUAAUUGAGACUUAGGAGAGAGGCUGGUUAAGAAACUUCUGGAGCCCACGUUACUUAGCGGAACGUUACGGUAAAUCUUCGCCCAUUUGUUCCUGGUUUCCUGCUGGCUUUUCGCACUCGAGAAGCGCAACGGGCGUUUGGUAGAAUUAGUUUCAUCUUCGACCAUUGAGAACUGUGUUCUUCAUAGUAUAGCAGCGUUGCAGCAACGCCAGCAACCUCACCAGCAACAUGCCAGUGAUGGGUUGCGAUGGGGAGUCGUCGACCAAUUCACCUGGUUCUUUUAUCAGCAACAUUAGCCUUAACAGCAGCAUGAGUAGCAUGAGCAGCGGCUCCAAUACCACUGGUGGUGUAGGCCACCACGAACUCCUCGCCGGCAGCCCGGCGGUAUGUGCCGGGUGCGGCGGCCGCAUCUGCGAUCGGUUUUACCUGCUAGCGGCAGACAGACAGUGGCAUACACAGUGCCUCCAGUGCUGCGAGUGUAAUGUUCAACUGGAUAGCGAGUUAUCCUGCUUCGCCAAAGAAGGAAAUAUUUACUGCAAGGAAGACUAUUUAAAACGGUAUGGAAUCAAGAAAUGCGCCCGUUGUCACGUGGGCAUCGAAUCCCACGAGAUGGUGAUGCGAGCCCGUGAGCUGGUCUACCAUCUCGCCUGCUUCAGCUGCGCCGUGUGCAACCUCGAACUCCACACGGGCGACUAUUACGGGAUGCGGGAAAACCUGGUGUACUGCCAACUCCACUACGAAACCCUCUUCGUUCCGUCCUCCGAUCAGAGCACCUAUCACCAUCUCCACCACGCCUCGCCUCCUCCUCCGCAACCAACCCUCCAUAAUCUCUCGCCCAGUUACCACACCCAUGGGGGCUCACCCAACCCGGGGGCGCCGUCGACCGGACACCCCUUCUUCCAGAAUGGACUAUCCCCCAUCCACAAAGGGAGACCACGCAAACGCAAGGGUGUGGACCAUCUCAUUGGCUUUGGAAUGGGUAAGUUAGCAUGACUUUGUGCCCCCUUU